AUGGCCCACCUGAAGACCUAUAAGUACCAGAGUGUAGACGAGUCGUGGAUAUCAAAUCAUAUCCUGCGCCACUACUGGAAUGCGGCCGUCAAGUUCCUCCCUAUGUGGCUUGCUCCCAACAUGGUGACACUCUUGGGUUUCUUCUGCAUCUUGAUCAAUAUCGCGUUGCUGCAAGUCUUUGUUCCAGAUCUAGUGGGACCCGCCCCCCCGUGGCUCUCUUAUAGCUUUGCUCUGGGACUGUGGAUGUACUCAACCAUGGACAACAUUGACGGCAAACAAGCCCGCCGAACCGGCACAUCCAGCGGCCUCGGCGAACUCUUUGACCACGGCAUUGACUCGCUCAACUGCACUCUGGGUAGCCUACUCGAGACGGCCGCGAUGGGUCUGGGGCCGACCAAGAUUGGGGCCUUUACAGCACUCGUGCCCUGUCUGCCCAUGUUCUUCUCCACAUGGGAGACAUACCACACGCAUACCCUCUUUCUGGGGGCGUUCAACGGUCCCACCGAAGGUCUCAUCCUCGCAUGCUCCUUCAUGUUGAUCUCAGGCUUGUUGGGCCCGCAAUUCUGGCAAGGACGCAUCGCCGAUUAUGUUGGCUAUCCGCAGAUAUUCGGCGACGUGGUCUUGCUCGACCUUUGGGUCCCCGUCGUCCUUUUCGCCUUCUUUGCGGCCCACCUACCUUCCUGCAUACACAACGUCUACCGGGCACGAAAACAACAAAAUCUUCCUCUCUGGCCCGUCUUCCUGGAGUGGAUUCCGAUGAUCAUCUAUACCGUCUCAGUUGCCGCAUGGUGUGGGUCCCCGUACUCAAUUCUCCUGCGAGACAACUACCUCGUCAUAUUCUGCCUUACGCUCUCCUUCGUGUUUGGCCGACUUACGACAAAAAUCAUCCUCCACCACCUUACGCGUCGGCCGUUUCCCUAUUUCACAAUCGCACUGGUCCCUCUGGCCAUUGGCGCGAUAUUGGCCUGGCUACCACUUUUCGGAUUCGACCCGGUCCCGGCUGAGUUUGAACGCUGGUAUAUCUAUGGAUGCUUUGUCUUCGCUAUGAUUCAGUACUUCGUGUGGGCGGUCCGGGUGAUUAAUCGCAUCUGUCAAGUCUUGGACAUCAACUGUUUGACGAUCAAGGAAAAGAAGACUGAUCAGAGAGAGCAACCGGCGUCGUUCACCACCAAGGAGCUAAAGGCCAGGGUGUAUGAGAAUGGGGACCUGAAACAGAAGAAGGAGCUUUAG
This is a messenger RNA of Cladophialophora bantiana CBS 173.52, 1230 nucleotides long. RefSeq lists its product as uncharacterized. Gene Ontology annotation, cellular component: membrane. The record is from RefSeq and is a predicted model, not a curated record. Gene Ontology annotation, molecular function: phosphotransferase activity, for other substituted phosphate groups. The transcript has 2 exons. Lineage: Eukaryota; Fungi; Ascomycota; Eurotiomycetes; Chaetothyriales; Herpotrichiellaceae. The coding region runs from base 1 to 1230 and encodes 409 amino acids. Gene Ontology annotation, biological process: phospholipid biosynthetic process.